CCGAUUUACUCUGAGCAGAAGGGGAAGAGCAGACAGUAGAGCUCAUCACUGAGAGAGCCGAUCUGACCGGAGACGACAAGAUGGAAUGAGAAAUGAAGACGAGUGAUUGAGGAGUGGAUCAGAGAAUCGGAACUGGGAUUGCUUGUGGGAAGGAAUCAGUCUGCAUCUACAUUCGGUGUUGUUUCGGAACUCAACUGGACGCUCUGUUCUUCCUCCAUCCUAAAGUUCUACCUGAGCGUUCCUCCAGGUGUGAGAUGUUCAGGUCGUUUCAUGCCAAAUGCCCUUUGAACGGACCAGGUCAGGCCAGCUGAGCUGCUUUCUCUUGGACGUACGUCUCUUUGGUUGGUCAGCCCUGGUCAGUUCCUCUGCUGACCAUGGGGAACUACAGCUCUGCCCUGUAUGCUGAGGUGGAAGAUUUUAAAGCGAUCGUCUCCUCCCCAGAGAACGUGACCCCUGACCGCCACACGCUGGAGGACUCCCCCAUAAAUAAUUGUGUCAGCGGCGCUGAUGAGCCAGCAGUUUGGAAUCAGAAUGAACCGGACAUUUCUGUGCUCAAAUUUCUCCACAACUUUCCAGAGCCGUGCAGAGAAAACACAGAGUCUGAUGUUGCUGCGGUUGCUGCAUCUUCUGCAGGUUCAUCUAGAACAGACAUGAAACCCAAACUCACGCCACGCGGCCCACCCACUCUAGAGCGGCUCAGAGACGAGAUACAGGACAUGAGAGGAGAACUGGAGGUGCUGAAGAGUCAACACAAGAGAGACCUUAAACUGAUGAUGACCGAACUGGACGAAGAGAAGAAAAUGCGCCUGUCACUGGAGGUGGAGGUAGAUCGUCUGAAGAGACACAUGUCCAAAUGAUGUGGACAGGACAAACUUUGACUGCCCUCUGACCCGCCCGAGUAACAGACACUAAGGGGGUGGCCUUUAAGACGAACUGUGUUUGAAGCUCGCAGAGCCACAGACGAGGGUUCUAGGGUUCUGCAGCCGAUAUCGGGUCAAGCUCGGCUGUAACCCUGUCUGUGGAUGACGACCGCGCUGGCGUUAUACGACCUGCACCGUGUAUAUAUGGUAUCGGUCAGAGGUUCGGACCUGCCUGCCUGAAUGAACAGGUUUAUGAUCUCAAAGACAUUUUCAUCUAAAGGCUUAUAGGUUCCCUGAGUUCUAGAUAUUAACCACGUAACUCUGAGGCAGAAAGCCUAAAGUGCUUUUGUUGUUUUUGGAGCGUGUUUUCCGCAUCACAUUUAAAACGGGCAUUUAUUUUUCAAAAAACGAUAAAAUUUCUCAGUUUCUACGUCGGGCAGCACAGAUGUGUGGGGGGUAGCGAGAAGGGCCUGGUGUUGGGAAUGCGAGAGGUUAAUGCUUUGGGAAUGUUCUGCAUUAUGGAUAUUGUGGUGCAUGUAGUAGUCGUCGCCGGGUGCUGCAGCCUCGAACAGCACGUAAACGUUCCUCUCCCGCUCCUCUGCUCCUUUCUCUUUUAUUUAACACGGCCACUUGUUUAUGUUUGUGUUAUGCCUAAACUGUCUGCAAUAAACGGCCAGUACCUCGAGGUAA
Molecule: messenger RNA, 1550 nt
Organism: Pygocentrus nattereri (red-bellied piranha)
Lineage: Eukaryota; Metazoa; Chordata; Actinopteri; Characiformes; Serrasalmidae
Exons: 7
Coding region: 375-857 (160 amino acids)
Source: RefSeq, a predicted model, not a curated record